This is a messenger RNA of Symbiodinium sp. CCMP2592, 885 nucleotides long. The record is from the annotation of a GenBank genome assembly. Lineage: Eukaryota; Dinophyceae; Suessiales; Symbiodiniaceae.
GAGGCGGGGACGAGGCCAAAGCGCUUAUCCUCAACCAAUAUGGGGUCCUAGGUGCGUGGUCAGACAGCCCGAAGAAGGCGGAGGCAGGGUGCGUGGUCUCACAGCCCGAAGAAGGCGGAGGCGGGGACGAGGCCGGCGCGGACGAGGCCGGAGAGCUUGUCCUCAACCAAUAUGGGGUUUCAGGGAAAGCGGAGGCGGCGCAGCCGCGAAGAGGUGCAGCCGCCACGCUUAUCCUCAACAAGAAUGACGCUUAUCCGGUGCCAGGCGAAGAGGUGCAGCCGCCACGCUUAUCCUCAACCAGAAUGGGGGCCAGGGGAAAGAGGCGAAGAGGUGCAGCCGCCACGCUUAUCCUCAACCAGAAUGACGCUUAUCCGGUGCCAGGCGAAGAGGUGCAGCCGCCACGCUUAUCCUCAACCAGAAUGGGGGCCAGGGGGAAGAGGCGAAGAGGUGCAGCCGCCACGCUUAUCCUUAACCAGAAUGCCUCAACCAGAAUGGGGGCCAGGGGAAAGAGGCGAAGAGGUGCAGCCGCCACGCUUAUCCUCAAGCAGAAUUGUGCGGAGGCGGGGACAAGGCGGGGACAAGCAACCAAUAUGGGGUCCCCGGUGCGUGGUGUCAACCUGAAGAAGACGGAGGCGGGGACAAGGCCGGAGCGCUUAUCCUCAACCAACAUGGGGUCCCAGGUGCGUGGUCUCAACCUGAAGAAGACGGAGGCGCAUGCAGAAGUGGUUGCUUAUCCUCAACCAAUAUGGUCUCCCAGGGACAAGGCCGGAGGGCUCGCAUGGAGAGGUGGUGCGCUUAUCCUCAACCAAUAUGGGGCACCAGGUGCUUAUCUUCAACCUGAAGAAAGACAGAGACGGGACGAGGCCGGAGGGCUCGCAUGCAGAA